Molecule: messenger RNA, 1488 nt
Organism: Trypanosoma theileri
Lineage: Eukaryota; Euglenozoa; Kinetoplastea; Trypanosomatida; Trypanosomatidae
Exons: 1
Coding region: 1-1488 (495 amino acids)
Source: RefSeq, a predicted model, not a curated record
AUGUUGGGCAAUCUUGACUAUGAGUGGGAUGAUGGUGAUGACUCCAGCAAAUUGGUGGAACGACGCACACCAGACCCACUCCCACCACCAAUCUCUGUUCACAAUAAUUACAGCAAUGACAACAACAUCAACACACAAGAACGCCUCAUACAUCUUCAUAAUAUCAUCCAACGCUCGCUGGAUCGAGCGGAGAUUCCGAACCGGAGCUCCGACCGUCUGCAGCUCUCACCAUCGGCCUUCACUGCAUUUGACUCCACAUUACUCUCCGAGGGAGGAAACACAUAUCUGAAUUGCAUGCAACAACUUCUUCUCGCACAGUUUGAAAGUUUGGGUAGGAAAGAUAUCAUGUUGUUGCACUCCGAGUCAUUUAGGGCACAGCAGGAGGAAUUUCACAUGGGAAUACAACAUCUGUUGCGUCUCUUAUGUUUAGAAGGCAACCGUACAUUUGUUCCUCCAUCCACUGAUGAUUUUGCAUCUUUUGCAGUCAAUGGGAACACAGUACUGGAUGAGAGACCUUCUACAACUUCAGCAAUAACGGCAACGAAUGACUCUAUUAAUGCUUCUACUUGUUUGAAAAAUGUAUAUGCUCUUGUUGAUAUGAUAUGGCAAGAAAGUACCGGGCGACAAGUGAUUGUUUUGGAUCAGAUAAAUGAGAUUGGUGCGAUUCUUCAGAGUGAGGCGAUGCUUCGAAACGCAUUGAUGAUAUCAAGGGAAAGUGAAAAUAUACUGAAUGUACUUGAACAUACUUCGACCUUCUUAUGUCAAACUGCUGAGAUGGUGCAACAGUUUCUUCAAAGAGAGAUGGAAGAAAAUAAAAAAGUAACAAGUACAGUAAUUAAUGAAAUUGAUAAUAUUCAAGCAAACAACUCUACAGGAGAUGGCUUUGAAGUAAUGCCUAAAACCUUUAUUUUAACGUCUGAAAAUAAUGAAAAGUUUACAGGACCACAAGAGGAUAAUCCUUCUUGUGAGAGUACUAUUGAUUCUUUGAAGGAAAUGAUAUUAUUCGAUCAAUCGACAAAAGCAGCCGAAGAGAAUAUUAAAGAACCUCACGAUUUGUGCAGUAGUGUGGUAUCAUCGUGUGAUCAAUGUUUACAUAUUGACCCUUCACCAGAGAAAUACCCAACUAUUGCUGGUAAUGUGUACCGCAGUUUUGCCCCUCACGUGUUGUGGCAACUCCGAUUUCAUAAAUUUAAGUCGGGUGUUUUGCGUUUUUCAAAAGAGGCUCCUGACGGAAAACACAUACGAUGGUGGACAGUAUUUAACGUGAAGGAUAUUUUACAUCUGGAGUUGGAAGAUAGUGAGAAUUGUAUCGGAGAGGCAAAACCACCUCUCUACAAAAAUGACUGCACUUUCUUCUCUGUGUACUUUAAGAAAAAAUCUGAUAAUGCCACAAGACGCGUGCGAUUUUGCUGUGCUAAGCAAAGUGAAACUCUAGCUUGGUUUUUUGCACUGCGUCGUUCAUUUCAGAUGGCUAAGUCUCAAAGUUGA